Messenger RNA from Mizuhopecten yessoensis (Yesso scallop), 2877 nucleotides. Its product is annotated as protein wech-like. Gene Ontology annotation, molecular function: protein binding; zinc ion binding. The transcript has a single exon. The record is from RefSeq and is a predicted model, not a curated record. Bases 335 to 2269 code for a protein of 644 amino acids. Lineage: Eukaryota; Metazoa; Mollusca; Bivalvia; Pectinida; Pectinidae.
GUCAUGUAUUACUAAACAACAAUUAAACGGGAGGUUUUCCGAGAGAACGGUAUGAAUACAAUUGGAAUUCCGUCAAAAGGGCAUUUCAUACGCUGAAGCUGUACAUGUCGGUAGUGUCAAGGAAAUAUCUUCAUAGUAACAAAUGUAUGGGCAGCCUUUCCAUGCUGACAGUUACUUUAGAAUGAUUUAAUCACUGCGUGAGGGCGACGUGAUAUGCCUAAUACAAUAAGAAAUCAUUAGUAAACGUCACAUUAUGAUAUUCAUGAGAUAUACAUGAAGAUAAACUCUGGUUCUCUCAUAACUUGAUUUAACAGAUAUCAGAACUACAGGCGCCAUGGCCGGACGACAAGAAGGGAAGCGCGUGCUGUACGGUCUUCUUAAGAACACUCGGUGUUACUUGUGUCGUAAUGAGUUUAAGGACCCUCGUGAACUGGACUGUUGUCACGUGUAUUGUAAGACAUGUCUGGACGGUUACAUCGACAGUGUCUGUCCAGACGGGACGAUAGACUGUCCGCUUUGUGAUACGGCGACUCGUACUCCAGAACAAGGUGCUGAGGGCAUCAAGAGAAAUUUGUACCUCAAUCUUGGAACUACUACUGUGGGCAUCACCUGUGAUGUAUGUAACGAUAACCAAUAUGCGAUCGGAAGAUGUGUCGAGUGCGCACAGGAUUUCUGCGAGAAUUGUUUCAAUUACCAUAACAACAUCAGGUCGACUCGCGAACAUCACAUUGCAACUAUUGGCAAGGACCAUCUUCAAGGAAAGUUGGCAAGAGAUGUGUACUGUGAAAUACACGUAGACGAGAAGAAGACGUAUUAUUGUAUUGACUGUGAGAAGCUUGUAUGUCAACAUUGCAAUAUGACGAAACACAAACUGCAUAUGUCCAGAGUCGCCACGGAAAUGUCCGACAACUUCCGAGAGCAACUUACGAAACUCGUAGAAUCCGACGAAUUUGCCAACCAUGUGUUUUGGAUGACUGAUAGAAAAGCCGAAACAACACAACACAUCAAGAAACUGGAGAGUGCAGAGGAUUUGGCGAUGAGGGAAAUAAACAACCACGCCAAGGUUUGGCACGCGCUGGUCGAAGACACGAAAAAGACCAUGUUGAGGCAAGCCAGGGAGGAGGCAAGGAAGGGCAUAGCUCCCGCUAAAAAUAUCGGUAAGAAAUUAGAAACCAAUAUACAAUCCUUCGCCAAUGUAUAUCUUGUGGCACAUGCAGCAAUGAAACAGUCAGAUGACGUGGAGAUUGUUGAAAGUGGACUGAAGUUACAGAGAAAACUGACAAGUUUGAAACUGGAGGGACCUGUUCGCGCUAUCUCAAAAAAUGCAGGUAUUCAGUUUCAUUCAAAAGUCAUGGCUGCGGAAGAAUUUCUGCCUCAAUUCGGUCAUAUAGGAGCUGCAGUUCCUUAUCAGUCAAAACCUCGACUGUUAUCCCAAUUUUGUACAAAGACGGCUGGUGCGCCCGUCUCCGCCAUCUCUUACGCUGCGGACGGCCGCGCCUGGAUUAUUGAAGGGAUAGAUGGCAAAAUUAAUUUAUACGAUGGCAGGGGAAGAGUGCACCAGAAGUUCAACUUGAACCUCCCUGCGGACGACUUAAUCUGCGGGCCGGACAACAAGACAUACGUGUCGUGUAACUCCGCCAAAAAAAUUGUGGAAGUAGACGAGGCCUUCCAAACGUCUGUUGUGACUUACACGGAUAUGUGUUCAAGAGGCAUCGCGUUUGACCGAAAUCAGAAUGCACUCGUUAUCUGUUUAACUGAGAAAAAUGCCUUUUAUGAUUAUGAAAAUCACCAUAACAACAGAGUCGUUAAAAAGAUUGUGAACGGCGAAAAAAGAAUGGAAACACCAAAUAUAUUGUCUUUUGCUGGGUCGCCUUUGGUCGAGUACCCAGCACGUCUUGCGGUUACAAAAUCUGGAUUUAUUGCUAUUUCUGACUGGAAGAGAAACUGUGUAACGAUAUUGAACGACAAAGGGCACGUGGAAACGGAGUAUUUCAGUCUUCGGAAGGCUAACAUAUCAGAUUCUGACAUUUUCUGUCCAAGAGGUAUAUGCUGUGACAGCGAGGGCAGGAUUCUUGUGGCGGAUUUUAACAACCAUCGAAUCAUGAUUCUGGACGAAACUGGACAUACGUUCUUGCCAAUACUGACCACCGAGAACGGAAUCUAUCAUCCAUGGUCAGUCAAUUGUGGCAAUGAUGGUCUGGUGUGGGUAGGAAACAAACAUGGCGAGGUCAAAGUUUACAGCGUAACCUUCGCGGGUAACGACAAGUGACGUUGUUUAUUUCGGGGACGUUGGACAGAAGACGGGAUUACCCGCCAAAAUGUCAUUUCUCUCCCAUAGAAUCCGCUCUUUGACCACUGAGUACUGUCUGACAUUAAUAAGGAUCAUCAAUUAUUGGUGUUUAGGGAAUAGUAUCAACUUACAUAUUAGACGAACCAAGGUCUUACAUUAUACAUUCAUGUCCGGUUCGGUGAAUGCUGGGUAACGCCGGUAAUGUAUAUAUUUAUAGGGAGAAUAGUAAUAUAAUAACAAUUGUACUGUAAUCACUUUUUGUAAAUAGCUGCUGAGUAACAUGGAGCGGAACUCUCGGUCGAUUUUAAGGUCCAUUCUUGUUUUGAUGCAUUGGUCAAUUAUUUAAAAGGCCUUAUAACGACAAUGAAGCUGGCGGACUUGCAUGUUAUGUAUCAGGUAUUGAAAUGUAAAUUUUUAAGAUCGCCCGAAUGAAAACAAGAACACAAAUUCAACCAAUUUCGAAAAUCUAUGCAUCGAGGCCAGGAUCAGUUAUCGUUAAUGGCAUUAAAACUUUAUAUAUGAGAGAAUGUGUUUGAUGCCUCAACGGUGGUAUACUCGUAUAUAUAUUUUUAAAUAUAAAUACCAUC